This is a messenger RNA of Pantherophis guttatus, 1568 nucleotides long. RefSeq names its product testis-specific serine kinase substrate. Gene Ontology annotation, molecular function: protein kinase binding. Lineage: Eukaryota; Metazoa; Chordata; Lepidosauria; Squamata; Colubridae. Gene Ontology annotation, cellular component: centriole. The record is from RefSeq and is a predicted model, not a curated record.
AAAUUUGUGCUCAUAUUAGAUAUCGACCCAGCCUAUAAUGGCCAACAUUGUGGUGAAGACCAUCUGGCAGUCCAAAGAAAUAAAUGAGGCUGGAGACACGCCAAUAGGGAUUGAGAGUCGGGCUCAGGGCACCAAGGAUCAGCUGGGAAAGCCUACUAGCAUCAAAGGCUUCCCCAAAAAGAAGAAAGCCGUCUCUUUCCAUGGAGUUGAACCCCAUUUUACCAGUGAAAGUCCCAAUCUGAAUUUGAAGCGUUCUUCUGCUUGCACUAAUGUUUCUCUUCUGAAUCUAACUGAUGGGGAACGUGAUGAUUCCACCACGGAGAAUGAAUCCACAGAUGAUGGGGGUCCACCAGGAGGAGCAGGGGGUGAAAGGCGGGAUCUUCUAUUUCCCAUCAAGCCAGCUUGGUCAGAAGAUGAAGAUGAUACUUCCAGCCAGCAGCAGGAAGUGAGUAAUAGUGGCCUCUUACGAGCCAAGGAUUCUAUCACCAGCCUCAAAGAGAAGACAUCCAAGGUCACCCACCAUCUUCAGAAUCUGCAGGAAAGCUGCCGAAAGGUGACAAAAUCUGUGGAGGAUGCUGAAAUUAAGACCAGCGUUCUGGAAGAAAACUCAGCCUACUUGCAGGAGAAACUCUGUAACUUACAGCAACAGGUUCAAAUAGAAGACUUUCGUUGGAAAUGCAUGCUGGAGUUGGCCCAGAAGGAGGUGUUGCGACUAUUGGCCCAGCUGGGGCUGUGCUUGGAGGGAGUGCUUCCCCAGAGGGAAAGGGUACAAGUGGAACAAGGCCAGGAGCUUAGGAUGCUGAAGGAAGAACUGGAUGAAGUCUCUGCUGCGGCAAAGCGGGCAUCAGCAUCUCUCACUCAAGUCCGGGCAGACCUGGAUGGACUCCUGGAAGACAUAUCCCGACAUCUUGCAACACUGAAGAAUAUGGAAGCAUCCGACCAGCCUCCUAAUUGUGCUAGAUGUUCCAGCUACAGCAUUGUGAAUACAGAGGUGCUGCGAAAGAUGUUUGAACAUGCAAUGGCACCCAUUUUGGAGAAGCUGAAGCAGCAGGCCCAAUCAGAAGGCAUAUGCCCCAGCUGCCAGCGUUUGCAGAAGACGAUGUCACAGUGAGGCACAGAGUAGACUAACCCCAGACCCUCCUGCCCCCAAUAAAAUGUUUCCAGAGUGCAGUCUUUCUGGAGCAUUUUUCUGAUCCUAAGUUGAUGAAGGCCAGACCCUGAAUCUUAUUCCCAUUCUAAUCGGACAUCAGUUCACCAAAAUUUCUGGCAGAAAAAUAUUUUUAAAUACUGGAGUUAAAUUUAGGAUCUUCAGUGGGUAAAGCACAAUAACUUUGUCACUAAGCUUUUGUUCCUCUCCUCUUGGCUCAUACAGGGAAUUCAGUCCACAACCCAAAAGUGAAAUGAAAAUCCUGCAUGUGCUUUCCUGAGCACUUCCAUUAGUGCUGAAUGAUAGAUUCAGUGUGACUGAAAGUGAAAGUUGACAGGGAACAAACAUUGACAAGGAACAAUCAACAAUAUUAAUUGUAACGAUAUAUGUAAAUUAAAUUUUGUUUUUUCCUGGUCCUGUU